This is a messenger RNA of Neurospora crassa OR74A, 1796 nucleotides long. RefSeq lists its product as hypothetical. The coding region runs from base 828 to 1796 and encodes 322 amino acids. The record is from RefSeq and is a predicted model, not a curated record. Lineage: Eukaryota; Fungi; Ascomycota; Sordariomycetes; Sordariales; Sordariaceae. The transcript has 5 exons.
UUCACAUGCUAACAAGAGUACUUACUAUUCCUCUUCGUUUUCAAGCAGCGCCUUUCGUGCAUGUGCGGUUAUAGCAGGUGCAUUGCUGCACGUAACGGUGCAUCGAUAAUGGCCUCAUCCUGCUGUUACAAAGCAGAAUCCAUGCGCCCCAAUGCUCCUUCUACAUUCCUCAGUUUCUUCCUGUUUACCACUUCAAGACAAUCCACGUCACCAAUCCAUUGGCUACAUGGUACCUUCCUUGACUGACCUGGCAGCCAAGCCCAUGACUCCACGGAAGACUACGUCACUACGGACGGCGCGCUCCUUUAAGACCUCUAUCUGGCGCCCGAGCGAGACGAAGUCGGCGGGCGAGACGUCGUCGUGAGAAACGUCAUCGCCUACGCAGCAAUGUUUUAAGUAGCGCCUUUCGUCAUCUGCUCCUAGUCAUACAGAUCAUACAGGAGGGACGCCAGAGGUUUGUAAAACCUAUUGUCGACAUCAUGGAAAUUAUCAACAAAGUCCUGAAAGUGCCUACAAGCAAUCCGUUUGGGGCGCCGGGUCUUGUUCCUGCGAUGCCUUUUCAGAGCUAAGAUCCGCGUUCCGGCAUAUUGCAGAAGUGCUGCGUGCAGUCAUGCAUCUCCCUUAGAUCCCCGCCCUUCUGCCCUUCUUGCUCGACUACCUCCAAAUUUGGGCAGUUCCUUGCUCUUGUCAACCCUUUCUUUUUUUUUCUACUUUUAACUUCGAGUUAUCUUGUCUUAGUCGCUUUAGUCACUACGCCAGCCACCUGCUACAGGCCCAAUACUCGGAUUGAUCAAUCUGCGACACUGGACGACAAGGCCAACCACACCAUGGAGGACCAUAGGGAGAGUAGCGACAUGAAAGGCGACCCCAACAGAGAGAUUUCAGCCAUUGGGGAUACCAUUCUCAUCGUCGGGGCUCCUGGUUCCGAGAAUCCACAGCUCCGUCUCAGAGUUCAGUCGACUAUCCUUCGAGAGGCGUCUACGGUCUUCAGGACCAUGCUUUCCCCGCCUUGGGUCGAAAGUCAGGGGAUUUCGGCAAAAAACCCGAAGGAGAUUCAACUUCCGGAAGAUGAACCCAAAGCCAUGGAGGUUGUUUGUCUAGCAUUACAUUUCCGCAACAAUCUGAUGAAUCCUCACUGGCUCGAGGAACAGGGUGGACAAAGAAUGCUCGAUGUUGCCAUUCUCAUUGACAAGUACGACUUGAAGGCAUCGAUGCAGCUUAUCACCGACACGUGGUUCCGGCAGUCCAUGGGGUGUAUCAUGGAGGAGUCCAUAUACCGAAUGGCCGCAGCCUGGAUUCUCGAAGAGGAGGAGUUCUUUGCACAAUAUAGCUGGAUAUUCAUGAUCACCUAUCCAGGCCCUUACGCCAAACUUCUUUCCCAAGAGCUCCUUAGGGAAAGGUUACCUCCACAAACAUUCCAACCCAUUUGUUCGAUCCUGUCGAUCAUAGACGAGUUCAUUCCGCUUGCCGAAGAACAAAAGAUUUUCGUGAAGUCCUGGUGCACAUCUAUCCAUAAAAUGCACUACGAGAUCUGGGAUGCACACCUCCACAAAUAUGUCGUUAAGAGCGGUCCAACCAUUUGCUCCAGGCUUCCGGAGUGGAUGGAGAGAGAGACAAGCCUUUGCCUUCGGUGUCUGCGAGAGGAUGAAUCGCGUGGAGACUACACCUACUCUAGUAACAAUCUGCUUUGCGGGCACUCCAAAACAAGACAGCUGGGAUCUGCCGGUUCCGCGAUGAACCUGUUGGGCAAGCGAGAUACACAGAACAAUGACAAAGAUGGCACAGCUCCUGCAUGA